Theobroma umbraticum is the source of this 2795-nucleotide messenger RNA. It is a transcript of the gene ARC5, whose product is annotated as P-loop containing nucleoside triphosphate hydrolases superfamily protein. Gene Ontology annotation, biological process: peroxisome fission. Gene Ontology annotation, molecular function: GTPase activity; microtubule binding; GTP binding. The record is from RefSeq and is a predicted model, not a curated record. Gene Ontology annotation, cellular component: cytoplasm; microtubule; peroxisome. NCBI's taxonomy places the organism in Eukaryota, Viridiplantae, Streptophyta, Magnoliopsida, Malvales, Malvaceae.
GGGAUUGCGGUGCAGAUUUGACGAGCAACGCAUUCAGUUCGUCUGUCGUCCGAAACUGAAAGCGAAGCUCCCCGCUUUCACUCUACUGCGAGAAGCAGAGCAGACGCCAAGGAUCAAGGAAGAACCAGAAAACCGAAAAUGGAGGAAGAAACACUGAACCCAUACUCUACUAUCUACGAGGCCUACAAUGACCUCCACGGUCUAGCUCAAGAACUGGAGGCUCCCUUCGACGCGCCAGCGGUGCUUGUCGUAGGACACCAAACGGACGGCAAAAGCGCGUUGGUCGAAGCCCUCAUGGGCUUCCAAUUCAACCACGUCGGCGGCGGAACCAAGACUCGCCGACCCAUCACGCUCCAUAUGUCGUACGACCCUCUUUGUGACGUCCCAUUGUGCCAUCUCGUCUCUGAUGAGGACCCCACUCUCGCCCAGGAAAAAUCUCUCCCCGAAAUUCAGGCAUAUAUUGAAGCUGAAAACAUGAGGUUGGAACGUGAGCCAUGUCAAUUCUCAGCUAAGGAAAUUAUCAUUAAAGUGAAAUACAAACAUUGUCCGAAUUUGACUAUUAUAGAUACUCCUGGGCUUAUUGCUCCAGCCCCGGCUCGAAAGAAUCGUGCUUUGCAGAGCCAAGCCCGUGCAGUGGAGGCCCUAGUAAGAACAAAGAUGCAGCAUAAAGAGUUCAUUAUAUUAUGUCUUGAAGAUUGUAGUGAUUGGAGUAAUGCAAUGACAAGAAGAGUUGUAAUGCAAAUUGAUCCAGAGCUUUCGAGAACUGUCAUUGUCUCUACCAAGCUCGACACCAAAAUUCCUCAGUUUGCACGUUCUUCAGAUGUGGAAGUUUUUCUCUCCCCACCUGCAUGCACGCUUGAUGGCUUCAUUUUGGGUGACUCUCCAUUCUUUACAUCAGUUCCUUCUGGAAGAGUUGGGUCUGGGCAUGAUUCUGUUUACAGAUCAAAUGACGAGUUUAAACAGGCAAUAGCAUCUAGAGAGAUGGAAGACAUAGCAUCUUUGGAGGAGAAGUUAGGCCGAAAAUUGUCAAAGCAAGAAAGAAGCAGAAUAGGUGUAAGCAAACUUAGACUUUUUCUGGAAGAGCUAUUACAGAAAAGGUAUAUGGAUAGUGUUCCUUUGAUCAUUCCACUUCUUGAGAAGGAGUACCGCAGCACAGCAAGAAAGUUAAUUGAAAUAAAUAAGGAGCUAAGCACUUGGGAUGAAGUGAAAUUGAAAGAAAAAGGAAGAACUUUUCACGAUCUAUUCCUAACCAAGUUGUCAUUGCUGCUAAAAGGGACAGUUGUUGCACCUCCAGAUAAAUUUGGUGAAACACUAGUAGAUGAGAGAACUAAUGGAGGAGCAUUUGUGGGUGCUGAUGGCCUUCAACUGCCACACAAGCUAAUACCUAAUUCUGGAAUGCGUCUCUAUGGAGGUGCACAAUAUCAUCGUGCCAUGGCUGAAUUCCGUUUUAUUGUGGGAGGAAUAAAAUGCCCUCCAAUUACAAGGGAAGAAAUUGUCAAUGCUUGUGGAGUUGAAGAUAUUCAUGAUGGAACAAACUACUCAAGGACAGCUUGUGUUAUAGCUGUUGCAAAGGCUCGUGACACUUUUGAACCUUUCCUUCAUCAGUUGGGAUGUAGGCUCUUGCACGUUCUGAAGAGAUUGCUUCCUAUCUCUAUCUAUCUUCUUCAGAAAGAUGGUGAAUAUUUAAGUGGCCAUGAGGUGUUUCUCAGGCGUGUUGCUUCCUCUUUCAACAACUUUGCUGAAUCUACUGAGAGAGCUUGUCGUGAGAAGUGCAUGGAGGAUUUAGUGAGUACAACGCGUUAUGUUACAUGGUCCCUCCACAAUAAGAAUCGAGCUGGGUUACGUCAUUUUUUAGACUCAUUUGGUGGAACAGAGCAGUCCAGUGCAGUAGUCAAUUCUAUGUCUCCUGGUAUUUCUCAAGAGUCAUUGCCUGAGUCAGUUGCUACAGAGAAGCAUGACACCAAGCCAAGAACAGAUGUAAAACUCAGUCAUCUAUCCUCAGGCAUUGAUUCAUGCUCUUCUGCUCAGACAGCAGAAACAAAGCUUGCUGACCUUCUAGAUAGCACACUUUGGAACAGGAGACUUGGUCCUUCAUCAGAAAGGAUUGUUUACGCAUUGGUACAACAGAUAUUUCAUGGUAUAAGAGAAUACUUCUUGGCCUCCGCUGAAUUAAAGUUCAACUGCUUUCUUCUAAUGCCAGUUGUGGACAAGUUACCUGCACUUCUCAGGGAGGACCUAGAAUCUGCAUUUGCUGAUGACAUGGAUAAUGUAUUUGACAUCACCAACCUUCGGCACUCCUUGGGCCAACAAAAGAGAGAUACAGAGAUUGAGCUCAAAAGGAUUAAGAGGCUUAAAGAGAAAUUUAGGGUAAUAAAUCAGCAACUUAGUUCGUGUCAACGAAUAUCAAUUUUGUCGCCUGCUUGUUCUGAUUGAUACGGGGUCCGAAUUGGAUAACAAAAUCAAUCACUUGGGUCUGCAGGAUACUAUUGUUCACUUUGUUUGGUAGUCUUAUGAAAAUCCUCAAAUCUCAGUUUCAAAAAUUUAGAUCUGUUUUGCAUGUACUAAUGAGUUUGUUAACCAGCAAUAUUGAAAGAUAUGGGCAGGACAGGAGUCUCUCUUUUUUGGGGAUCACAAACAGUUAGCUCUUACCAAAAGUAUCCCUUUUAGACUCUAAGUGCGACAACAUAACAGUUGUAAGUCAGUUAAAUAGAUUUGGACGCCUUGUUUUCUUUCAUUUAUUUUCUGAGUUGAUUCUGGCUCCUAACUCUUUUCAGGGAUAGUUGUUUAUGUGCUAA